AUGUCGACCCUUUUUGGCGGUGCUUCAGCCGCAUCAACGACAAGCAACACCGUUGGUGACCUUAAGCAAGAUGUCGCACUCUCAGACCCCCCUACCGAUACCAUCUCCGACCUUUCCUUCUCUCCCGCGCCGAACGGACCUGACUUCCUCGCCAUCUCCAGUUGGGAUAACAAGGUUCGCAUUUACGAGAUUGCUGCCAAUGGCCAGAGUCAGGGCCGACAUGCCUACGAGCACAGCCAACCUGUGUUGAACUGCGACUUCUCCAAGGACGGAACAAAAGUCGUCUCUGCUGGCGCCGACAAGAAUGUCAAGGUCUGCGAUCUUGCCUCCCAGCAGGACGCCGUUAUUGGCACACACGACCAGCCAGUGCGAACAUGUCGAUUUUUCAUGAACGAUGGUAACCCCAUGGUGGUUUCGGGCUCGUGGGAUAAGACGAUCAAGUACUGGGAUCUUAGACAACAGGGACCUGCGGCAACCGUACAAUGCCAGGAGCGAGUUUAUACGAUGGACGUCCGCGAUAAUCUCUGCGUUGUCGGCACCGCCGAUCGAUACAUCAAUGUUAUUGAUCUCAAGAACCCUACCAAAUUCUAUAAAACCCUGCAGAGCCCUCUCAAGUGGCAGACCAGGGUGGUUAGCUGCUUUACUGACUCUGCUGGUUUUGCUAUUGGUAGUAUCGAGGGUCGUUGCGCUAUCCAAUACGUCGAAGACAAGGACUCUAGCUCCAACUUCUCUUUCAAGUGCCAUCGCGACCCCCCCGCCAACAGCGUCACCAAUGUCUAUGCCGUCAACGAUAUUUCUUUCCACCCCGUCCAUGGCACAUUCAGCACUGCUGGUUCUGAUGGCACAUUCCACUUCUGGGACAAGGACGCCAAGCACCGUCUUAAGGGCUACCCUAAUGUUGGUGGCAGCAUCACUUCCACAACCUUCAACAAGAACGGUUCCAUCUUCGCCUACGCUGUAGGUUAUGACUGGGCCAAGGGCUACCAACACAACACUCAGAACUACCCUAUCAAGGUGAUGUUGCACCCUGUCAACCAGGACGAGUGCAAGCCCAGGCCAUCACUCAAGAAGCGAUAA
Molecule: messenger RNA, 1077 nt
Organism: Fusarium tjaetaba
Lineage: Eukaryota; Fungi; Ascomycota; Sordariomycetes; Hypocreales; Nectriaceae
Product: poly(A)+ RNA export
Exons: 3
Coding region: 1-1077 (358 amino acids)
Biological process (GO): transcription-dependent tethering of RNA polymerase II gene DNA at nuclear periphery; RNA export from nucleus
Cellular component (GO): nuclear pore
Molecular function (GO): RNA binding; ubiquitin binding
Source: RefSeq, a predicted model, not a curated record